Molecule: messenger RNA, 702 nt
Organism: Macrosteles quadrilineatus (aster leafhopper)
Lineage: Eukaryota; Metazoa; Arthropoda; Insecta; Hemiptera; Cicadellidae
Exons: 4
Coding region: 110-508 (132 amino acids)
Source: RefSeq, a predicted model, not a curated record
UACUGCCAGACAGGGUGCAAUCGAUGGCUCGUGCUACUGUGGUAGGACGGGGUUAGUUCCAUCAGAGAAGGGGUGCAACUCACAGGAUCUUGCUGCACGGCGCUGGCAGAUGGGAGCCCAAGGAGACGAGACAGAGCCUGUGGUGUUCAGGAUAGCAGAGCAAACCAACAGAUUGCUUGAAGCUCGCAGGAAAAAGGAGAACGCGCGGAAGAUGGCUCGGCUCAUGAAAAACUUCAACUACGACUUGCUCCGUGGAGGGGACGAGAUCGAGAGUGAGGUGCAGAAGACGAGAGCCGAGGACGUGGAAGUGGACGAUGCGGAGGCCGAGAGGCUGCGCAAGUUGAGGGAGGUGGAAGAGGAGAUAGCCGCAGGGGCUGUCGUGAGGGAAUCCGCCCAACCCAACAAGUACGAGAGUCCUUUGGUCACUCAGCUGAGGAGUGUGGAGACAGUGGACGAGAUGUAUAACCUGGCAGAUAAGAUAAUUCCUCUGGUCUCCAUCAGAGGUUGAAGAUAAACUGAUGUUACCUACACAUCGCUUCCUUGCUUUCGUAACAUUAAGGGACAUCUUAUCAUGGCAGGAAUAAAAUAACAUUGCUAAAUAUAUGUUUAGCAGAUGCUUACUUUACACGUUUCUAAACGGUAAAACACUCAUUCCGAAAUGUUUACCACUUAACAAACCUUUAAAUCCGAAUUUGCUUACUU